This is a messenger RNA of Suillus bovinus, 1162 nucleotides long. RefSeq names its product dienelactone hydrolase. NCBI's taxonomy places the organism in Eukaryota, Fungi, Basidiomycota, Agaricomycetes, Boletales, Suillaceae. The coding region runs from base 171 to 905 and encodes 244 amino acids. The record is from RefSeq and is a predicted model, not a curated record. Gene Ontology annotation, molecular function: hydrolase activity. The transcript has 9 exons.
AUACGGACAUCCGGUACCCUGAUUUGUUCACGUGUACCCUUCUCCGGAGGUCGGAUGAUCACAAAGGUCUUCAUGCGUCAUCAGCGCCUAGGCUUGCUCUUUCGCUCUGAUAAUAUAAAGGUCUCACGAAGACUACGUUCUUAUCUUCACCUCUACUCAGAAUAUCAACGAUGUCCCCCACACUCGCCUCUGCCCCUGGUGGUUGCUGUUUCUCCGGUGUAAAACACACAGGCACACCCGUCGGCCAUGUCGAGGACCUCGGCGGAAUUCUAACAUAUAUCUCCGAUCCUCCUGCUCCCACACAGAAAGUGAUACUCUUCCUGGCAGAUGUUUGGGGCCCGCUUUUCGUUAACAAUAAAUUAAUCCAAGAUUAUUUCGCGUCCUGUGGCUAUACCGUCCUUGGGCCUGAUUAUUUCUUUGGCGACUCCGUGAUGAACCAGUCUGAUAGUCAUCGCCAGGUGUGGAUUGAUAACGCCCGCAAACCUGCUAUCAAUGCGUUCCCCUGCUUGGCUAGAUGCUGUAAAAGGAAAAUAUGGGAGGGAGAAUACCAAGUACUGUGCUGGUACUGCUUCGGAGCCUCGUUCGUCAUGGACUUGUGUUCUGAUGGAUCUGUGGUUGCUGGAGCACUGGCUCACCCCGCAUUCCUCGAUGAAAGCCACUUUGAGAAACUUGACAGACCUCUCCUUCUCUCUUGCGCAGAGGAAGACCACACAUUCCCACUCUCCUCGCGUCGACGUGCAGAAGACAUCAUGGUCGCUCGCAAAUCCACGUAUUAUUUCCAGGUGUUUUCAGGCGUCAAACAUGGGUUCGCUGUACGAGGCGAUCCGGCUAUUGACAUAGAACGCUGGGCGAAGGAGGAGAGCGCUAAGGGAAUCGUGAGUUGGUUUGAUCGAUUCACGGUCUAGGUUGGCUAUGACGUGUACAUUUGUUGGGAGGAGCAAUAUUGCAAAUCGGAAAGUUAAUUGAAAUCAUCAGCGGCCUGUAAGAUUUAUGCAGAGUUGUCAAAUCAAAGGAAAAACAGCAUCGGUCAUGGUCUCGGUCAUUGAAUCUCGAUAUGGAUCCCUAUAUUGCUCUAUUUUGUUGCAUCACAUUGUUCGCCUUCUGGGAGCUUAAAAGGUGACAAUGAGUGAAGUGUCAACAUCCUCGUUGUGUCUAUGUUCGU